Molecule: messenger RNA, 1722 nt
Organism: Schizophyllum commune H4-8
Lineage: Eukaryota; Fungi; Basidiomycota; Agaricomycetes; Agaricales; Schizophyllaceae
Product: GTP-binding protein Obg/CgtA
Exons: 3
Coding region: 1-1722 (573 amino acids)
Cellular component (GO): mitochondrion
Molecular function (GO): GTPase activity; GTP binding
Source: RefSeq, a predicted model, not a curated record
AUGACGGCGCUCUCACCCGCACUCCUCUGCCGCAAGCGCGCGUUCCUUUCUCUGCAACGCUUCUUCAGCAAUGCGGCGAAGACGAAGGAGGAGGAAUGGCAGGAUAUCCAGCGCAAGCGCAAGACGGAAUGGAAGAGACAGCAGAAGGGCUCGCACUUCCUCGACAACAUGGUCCUGCAAGUUCGCGGAGGUCACGGCGGUGACGGUGGCGUCGCCUUCCACCGCGAAAAGUACAAGCCCUUCGGUCCCCCCUCUGGUGGCGACGGCGGCCGCGGCGGCGACGUCUACAUCAUGCCCACUCGCCACCUCACCUCCCUCUCCUCCGUCCCGCGCACCGCUUCCGCCGAGCCUGGUGGCCACGGCGGCGGCUCCUGGCUCAACGGCCGCAACGGGCGCCCCCUCGUUAUCCGCGUCCCCCUCGGCACCGUCGUGCGCGAAGUCACGCGCGGCGAGCCGUACUAUGUGCCGGACGAAUGGGAGGACGAGGAGGCGCGGCUGAAGGGGCUGGCACCGAUUGAUCGAAGGGAGAAGAUGCGCGAAGCGCGGUGGGUGCACUAUCCGGCGUACACGCAGGAGAAUAUGGAAAGGGACGCGUUUGUGGAUGCGGAGGCGAUGCUGUACGAGCAGGAGAGGGAGAGGAAGUUUGCGAGGAGGCGGCGGCAGUUGGAGGCGCCAAUACAGCUCGACCUGGAUCGGGAGUUCACGAAGGAGGAGGAUGUGGACGCGCCGCUCGGUGUGCGUAAGCACGAGCCCAUGGGCGUGCUUGUCGCUACUGGCGGCCCUGGUGGUUUAGGCAACCCCCACUUCCUUGGGGAGAACAAUAGGUCGCCCAAGUACGCCACGCGGGGGCGCCCUGGCGAGCGCGUCACCCUCGCUUUGGAGCUCAAGCUCGUCGCCGACAUUGGGCUUGUCGGCUUCCCCAACGCCGGCAAGAGCACACUUCUGCGCGCACUUACCGGCGGACGCGUUAAGACCGAGGUCGCUGGCUACGCGUUCACCACGCUCAACCCCGUCGUCGGUGUCGUGCGCGUCGCAGGCGACGGCACGUUCGAGGGCAGCCUUUCCUCCGUGCACGAGUUCACCGACACUGCGCUCGAGGAGCUGGAGGAGCGGGAAGCCAUGGAGCGCGGCGACUUCGCCUUCAUGGAGACACGCAACCGCGCCGCCGCGGAGGACCAACUACGCGCAGGGCACCACUUCGACCUGGUCGAGCGAUUCCGCUUCACCGUCGCUGACAACCCCGGCCUCAUCGAGCGCGCGUCCGAGAACGUUGGCUUAGGACACUCGUUCCUCAAGUCCAUGGAGCGCUCGCUCGCCCUCGUCUACGUGGUCGACCUGUCCGGUGAGGACCCGCAGAAGGAACUGUCCGUCCUGCGCGACGAGCUCGAGAAGUACCAGCCAAUGCUCAGCGAGAAGGCGUGCAUGGUCAUCGCGAACAAGGCCGACCUGCUCGGCGGUGCUGAGGCUGAGGGCGCGGACGGCGAGGCACAUGUCGACGCAGAAGCAAGGGCCAAAGCUAUUGAAGAGGCCAAGGCCAAACUCCAGCGCUUAGAGGACUACGUGAAGUCCGAGUUUUCUCCUGCUAUGGAUGUGGUGCCUGUAUCUGCGCGGUAUAGCCAGAACAUGCAGCGGGUGGUUACACUGAUGCAGAGACAUGUGGAGGAGGCAAGGGUACGGAUGGCGGAGGCGGAGGAGAGGGAGGCAGCGGAGGAGGAUCAAUGA